UUUUGUUUUUUUUGUUUUUUUUUUAACUUUAUCUGGAUCUUAUCUGUGUUCCUGUCUUCUCAGAAUCUCUCUUUGAGGCGUUCAGUCAGCAUUUGCUUCGUUUGCACAGGAUCCAUUCACUUCAUCUGACAGCCGCUACGAGGAUGCAGGUUCGAGUGCUGCUGAUCCUGAUACUGACAUCAGUAUUAAUCACACGAGUUCAAGUGGUCGUCUUCACAUGUGAAACACAAACCAUCGCUGAUAUUGUGUUUCUGGUGGAUGGAUCAUCAAGUAUUAGUAGUAAAGACUUUAAUUUUAUGCAGACAUUUUUGGAGAUGUUCGUCGGGGCCUUUGCGGUUGGACCAAACCAAACACGCAUUGGUUUGGUGCAGUACAGUGAUGGUCCGUUUCUCGAGUUGCAUCUGAACACUCACAGCACUAAAGUAGCUGUGAUUGAUGCCAUAAGGAAACUGUCUCAUAAAACAGGAAAUACAUACACAGGUCUUGCUCUGACGUAUAUUCUGGAGAACAGCUUCAAAGCGGAAUCUGGAUCCAGACCUGACGUUCCUAAGAUUGGGAUUCUGAUCACGGAUGGGGAAUCACAGGACGAUGUUCUUUCUCCUGCUCAGACACUCAGAGAUGCUGGGAUCGAGCUGUUUGCUAUCGGAGUGCAGAACGCAGAUUUGAACAAGCUGAGAGCCAUCGCCUCCCCGCCGAAUGAAACACACGUGUAUAACGCAGCUGAUUUCAAUGUGAUGAGCUCCAUCGUGGAGGGACUGACCAGGAGCGUCUGCGAGCGCGUCUCUGAACUCAGCGUGGUCGUCUUCCCAUGUGAAACUCCAGCCAUCGCUGAUAUUGUGUUUCUGGUCGAUGGAUUGUGGAGUAUCAGCCGUUUGAACUUCAAAACUGUGAAGAGGUUUCUGGGAAUGUUCAUCAGGGCCUUCGUGGUUGGACCAAACCAAACACGCAUUGGUUUGGUGCUGUAUGGCAAGGAUUCAUGGGUCGAGUGGCACCUGAAGACUCACAGCACUAAAGAGGACGUGAUUAACGCCGUGAGGAAUCUGCCUUAUAAAGGAGGAAACACACUCAAAGGUCUUGCUCUGACGUAUAUUCUGGAGUACAGCUUCAAAGCGGAAUCUGGAUCCAGACCUGACGUUCCUAAGAUUGGGAUUCUGAUCACGGAUGGGAAAUCACAGGACGAUGUUCUUUCUCCUGCUCAGAGACUCAGAGACGCUGGGAUCGAGCUGUUUGCUAUCGGAGUGAAGAACGCCGAUGAGAACGAGCUGAGAGCCAUCGCCUCCCCGCCGGAGGAGACACACGUGUAUAACGCAGCUGAUUUCAGUGUGAUGAGCUCCAUAGUGGAGGGACUGACCAGGAGCGUCUGCGAGCGCGUCUCUGAACUCAGCGGUGAGAAAGUGGUCAUGGCCGGCAGCUUCUGUGUUGAACUCUAAGAGGCAGCAAGAGCACAAGUGGCAAAAAUGAAGAUGAUGAUGGACAGGAAGAUGAAGAUGCCAUCAUAAGUGCUCCUGUUUGCAGCGUUAUCUGGACGGCGUGUGUGGAGCGAUUGUCCUGAAAAACAAAAAUCAUCUAAUGUUUU
Messenger RNA from Cyprinus carpio (common carp), 1576 nucleotides. Its product is annotated as matrilin-1-like. Gene Ontology annotation, cellular component: interstitial matrix. The record is from RefSeq and is a predicted model, not a curated record. Lineage: Eukaryota; Metazoa; Chordata; Actinopteri; Cypriniformes; Cyprinidae.